Alligator mississippiensis (American alligator) is the source of this 1554-nucleotide messenger RNA. It is a transcript of the gene DNAJC24, whose product is annotated as DnaJ heat shock protein family (Hsp40) member C24. Bases 148 to 612 code for a protein of 154 amino acids. Gene Ontology annotation, biological process: positive regulation of ATP-dependent activity. The record is from RefSeq and is a predicted model, not a curated record. The transcript is spliced from 4 exons. Lineage: Eukaryota; Metazoa; Chordata; Crocodylia; Alligatoridae. Gene Ontology annotation, molecular function: ferrous iron binding; ATPase activator activity.
AGGCGCCGCGCCCGCGGGGGCCGAGACACUGGGCUUCCCCGGCCGCGCCCGCGCCCUUCCCGCCCGGCCGGCUUCUCCCGGGCACAGUCCUGCGCGGGCCGCGGGGGGCGGAGGACGAUCUAAGAAAGUAAUUUUGUACCUCAUGAAAUGACAGCCCUUGUAAGGAUGCCAAAGAAGGAUUGGUAUGACAUUCUGGGUGCAAAGCCAUCAGACAGCCUGAUGGAACUGAAACGGAAAUAUCAAAAACUGGUAUUAUUAUAUCAUCCAGAUAAACAGAGCGCAGAUGUGCCAGCAGGAGAAGUGGAGGAGCGUGUGCAGAGGUUCAUCGAAAUUGAUCAAGCGUGGAAAAUUCUAGGGAAUGAAGAGACAAAAAAAGAGUAUGACCUGCAGCGGCGUGAAGAUGAUCUCACACAGGAGUGGCCACUGGAUGCUCAAAUAUAUCUUGAAGACAUGUCUUGGAAUAAUGGUACAAAUGUUUCACUUUUUAUAUUGGAAAUAAAGCAGUCUUGUAUAGAGCCGUUGUGGCUGCUUUCUAAGUCUUUGAGUCCUUUUACCUUUCGCAAUGUCUGUGAUAAGUGGAAGAGUUCACUCACAUUUUUAUAUGCUAUUUAACAUCUUAUUGUUUUGUGUAAAUUUCUUGGUGGUGUUAACUUUCUCUUUAAAAUUCUUCUUACCUGCCAGGGUUUUUUCUUUUGUUUCUUUGGUUUUGUUACGUUGCUUUUCUUAUGAAUUUAACUUUUACGUUUAUGGCUAUUAAUAUGACUGCAGUACUCUCCAUUGUGGCCUGCUAUUUUUCUGUUUUUCCCUUCACUCCUAUCUUCAAAAUCAGGUGACAUUGAUUCCUGUUUUGCUGUUAUCGAGUUGGAGUUGCCAAUUGCCUUUCUGCAGUAUUUGGUACUGCACUUCUUUGAGCCCUCUCACUUUUGGCUUUCUGACAAAAAUUUGCAUGGCUACCAUGCAGCAUCUGAGUUGUCUUCUACUAUUACAUUUGAUUCUCUAGACUCUUUUCUCCUUGGUUGGUGGAGAAGUAUCAUCUCCCUACAAGGAGCACGUCCCUCCUGGGUCCCCUGCUUUUGCUGUGACUAUUCUUACACAUAACUUUUUCCAUUUUGACAAAGUGUCACUUUUCUCUUACCCAUUAUCUUAAAAUCAGUUAGUUGAUAAAAACACCCCAAGUUAUUUUUAAAAAAUCUUGGAAAGAAAAAUGCUUCCUCCUUUUCUUUGCUUAUUGCUGCCUUACUGUCUUCCUAACUUACUACUUUAAUAGCUCCACAAAUUGUUCUGUUAUUACUGUGGCCAAUUUUUUAAUUAAUGGAAAACUGCACUAAACAUGCUCUUUGACUUCUUAAGAGUUAAGGAACUCACAUGGGGGAGGGAAGCAUUCCUUGAUUUUGGACCCUUCUCCUAGAACUAGUUCUGUUUUUUUCUCAAAGAAUUAAAGUAGAGCUCCUGGCAGAUGUCAUACUUAAAAUCUGAUUAACCAGUUACCCGUGUCUUAAGUAAUAACCUGGCCACACAUUAAUGUAAUUAAUGGCACAAUAAAGCAAGGAGUAA